AUGUCUGCCAAAUCGCGAUGGGCAGACGAGGACCCAGAAACAGAAGCGAUUCUCGCCGCCCAGAAACGCGAGAAGGAGGAGAAAAAACGCGCCAAGGCAGAGAAACAGCGUCAACUUGAGGCUAGCAAGGCUCAGACUGCAACGGACGCUGGCGAUGAUGCUCAAUCACGCAAUGGUGACUCUGGGCCUCCUACCAAGAGACGAAGGUUAUCGAAUGAUCACGAUACGAACGAUACCGAGGUCCCUGAGAACACGGAACAGAAGAAGCAAACACCCUUACUGCGGUUUCCUGUGCGCGAGUGGGGGACUUGUCGACAUGUGGAUAAUUUUGAACGAUUGAAUCAUAUUGAAGAGGGCUCUUAUGGAUGGGUAUCACGAGCAAAGGAUAUCAAUACUGGAGAAGUGGUGGCUUUGAAGAAAUUGAAGAUCGAGAACUCGCCGGACGGGUUCCCUGUGACAGGAUUACGGGAGAUCCAGACACUCUUAGAGGCGCGACAUGCGAAUGUGGUUUAUUUAAGGGAGGUGGUCAUGGGAAACAAGAUGGAUGAUGUAUACCUGGUUAUGGAUUUUCUCGAACACGACCUCAAAGCUCUCCUCGAUGAAAUGCGCGAACCUUUUCUCCCAUCAGAAAUCAAGACUGUACUUCUCCAGGUAGUUGGCGGUCUUGAAUUCCUUCACGCGCAAUGGAUCAUGCACCGCGAUUUAAAAACAUCCAACCUCCUCAUGAAUAACCGCGGCGAGAUCAAAAUCGCCGACUUCGGUAUGGCCCGGUACUACGGUGACCCACCACCAAAAUUGACCCAGCUCGUCGUGACACUCUGGUAUCGAGCUCCUGAGCUACUCCUCGGAGCAGAAAAGUAUGGACCGGAGAUCGACAUGUGGAGUAUUGGUUGCAUCUUCGGUGAACUACUCACCAAAGAACCUCUACUACAAGGAAAGAAUGAAGUGGAUCAGGUCUCCAAGAUCUUCGAUUUAACCGGGCCCCCGAAUUCACACAUCUGGCCCGGUUUUAGAUCUCUACCUAAUGCUAAAUCCUUACGUCUGCCAUCAAACUCGAAUGCUCCUUCCUCGAGUGAUACUCCUCUUCUACCUCGAUCACGAUUCCCAUACUUGACAAAUGCGGGCCUGGGCUUGAUAUCAGAGUUGUUGGCCCUUAACCCAGCUUCGCGUCCCACUGCACGCCAAUGUCUUGCUCAUCCAUAUUUCCGGGAAGACCCACGGCCCAAGCCGAAGGAGAUGUUCCCUACGUUUCCUUCGAAAGCGGGAAUGGAGAAGCGGAGACGGCAUCAUACCCCAGAAGCUCCGAAGCAUGGCCAGGAAGCGCCUGAGCUGGAUUUUGCGGGGGUAUUUGGUAGUGCGCCUGGAGGGGACACCGGUGAGGUUGGCGCUGGGUUUAGUCUUCGUCUUGGCUAA
Messenger RNA from Penicillium malachiteum, 1413 nucleotides. RefSeq names its product CDC2/CDK family serine/threonine-protein kinase. The record is from RefSeq and is a predicted model, not a curated record. Gene Ontology annotation, biological process: protein phosphorylation; regulation of mitotic cell cycle. Lineage: Eukaryota; Fungi; Ascomycota; Eurotiomycetes; Eurotiales; Aspergillaceae. The transcript has 2 exons. Gene Ontology annotation, cellular component: nucleus. Gene Ontology annotation, molecular function: ATP binding; cyclin-dependent protein serine/threonine kinase activity. The coding region runs from base 1 to 1413 and encodes 470 amino acids.